GCGGGGCCUGGGCCGGAUGAGCUCCUUUCGCCAUUGCGUCGCGGCAGGAAAAAGUAGUAACUGCCGCUGAGGGCGUUUAGUCGGCCCGCUACCAUGAGGAGCUCCGUUCCCCAACUGCUGCUGUUCGUGCUUCUGGCUUUCCCCGCCGCCUUGCUUCUCGGCGGCGCCCGCAGCGGCCCAGGUUCUGGUUUGCUGGUGGCUGCUCAAGAUGCCACAGAAGAUGAAGAAGCUAUUGAAGAUACAGUCGUUGAAGAUGAAGAUGAUGAAGCUGAAGUUGAAGAAGAUGAACCCACAGAAUUGACAGAAGAGAAAGAGGAAGAAGAUCUAUCGGGAGAACCGAAAGCAUCCCCUAGCGCUGAUACAACCAUCUUGUUUGUGAAAGGAGAAGAUUUUCCAGCAAACAACAUUGUGAAGUUUUUAGUUGGCUUUACUAACAAGGGCACAGAAGACUUCAUUGUGGAGUCUCUAGAUGCUUCGUUCCGAUACCCUCAAGAUUACCAAUUUUUCAUUCAGAAUUUCACUGCUCUUCCUCUGAACACAGUUGUUCCACCACAGAGACAGGCCACAUUUGAAUACUCCUUCAUUCCUGCAGAGCCUAUGGGUGGUCGCCCCUUUGGACUGGUUAUCAAUCUGAACUACAAAGACCAAAAUGGAAACUUCUUUCAAGAUGCUGUUUUCAACCAGACUGUUACCAUUAUUGAAAGGGAAGAUGGAUUAGAUGGCGAAACGAUUUUUAUGUAUAUAUUCCUUGGUGGACUUAGCCUGCUUGUCAUUGUUGGUCUACACCAGCUAUUGGAAUCUAGGAAGAGAAAAAGACCAGCUCAAAAAGUAGAGAUGGGGACAUCGAAUCAGAAUGAUGUUGACAUGAGUUGGAUUCCUCAAGAAACUUUGAACCAGAUAAUGCAAAGUAGAAGAGGUGAGACACUUUAUUGGGUUGAGGCUUCUGAAAUGUAUAUUGUGCACUAAUUAGAUUCUUAUACUGUACAUUGAACCCAUUUCUGCUUAGUUGGUACACUUCACAUAAUUGCAUGUGGUGUUAAAGUAAUAAGGUUUGGAGGAUUUUAUCAGUAUCUUGAAGAUGCAGCAGAAGUCUGGAGUUAAUCCCACUUGGUACAUUUACUGUUGCAUAUCUUGGGGGAGCUGAUGUUCAGAUACUAACUUAGUUACACUGUUAACAUGGUUCAGUCACCAGAACUCAGUUUAGCCUUCAACAGCCCAUUCAGGAGCUUAUUUUGAAAGAGAGGUUGGCUCAGUGGUAUUUGCACUUACUGGGAUGUCAUCUGCUUCACAUGCCUAAUUUCCCAAAGGAAACCUUGGCUACCUUCUUCAGAUUGCCAGGAUCAAAAUAGACCACCAACAAUUUUCAGAACACGUGAUAGAAAAGUUUAAUUAUCACAUCACUUGUUCCAUAGCUUAGGAUACUAACUAUUGAUGCUAAACAGCAAUUUGCAUAGAAAAUAAUUAUUAACACAUUAGAGGGCUUUUAAAAUGCAUUAAGAUCGCUGCUUGCUUGGACUUCAUGAUCAUUGUGCUUUAACUGAUAAAGGGGCAAAUAGUUACUAAUAUAUAUUGUACUGUGUUUGUGGCAGUGAAGCCUCUGACAUUGACUCAGUCGAUGUGGUGGAGUGUAAUAUCGAGCUGCUCUAGGAGCUAAAAAGUUAAGGUCAACCUCUGUGAGGGCCAAGGAAGUUGCAAGUGUACAUGGGAAAUAAAAGACCACACAGGGACAGGCUAUAUUCUGGGAAGAUAGGUGACGGGUUGCUGAGAAAGAAGGAUGCUGAAGAAAGAUUGCAGAGUAGGGAGCUGACUGCGAAGCAGAACCAAAAUGUCUGGAGAAUGAGGCUUAAACGAUAAAGGUGACAGGGAGCUGAGCCAAGAUGGAGAAGGGGAUCUUUUUUUUAUAAAAAAGAGAAAGGUUUAUACCACUUAAAGUGCAGAAGGGCUGCCUGCUAUGGGGGUGAGGGAAGGGGGCAGAGGGAGGCACAACAAGAAACUAGCUAGAGGAAAUGUUGCAAAGUGGGCAGAGGCCUGAAAAACAGGAAUGUGAGAAAACAAUGGAUGGUGGAGACAUCGAGUUCAAGAAAUGAGCCCAGGGGAAAGUAGGACUCAGGCAAAACACAGGUUGUAUAUACGUGGAAGGAGCUGUGCAAAUAGGUAGGAAGUCAUUAGAGAGCAAGGGAGGUUUACAGUACGGCCAGGGAGCUGAGAAAAGACAUAAGGUUACUAGGUCUAGUGUUGGAAGCCCACAAUUACAUUAAUUCACUUCUGCUUUGCCCCCUUAAGGUUGUCUGUAUUCAAUCAAGACCAAAAGGUGGUUCAAAUCAGUGUGCAAAAUUCAGUCACCACAACUAAUCAGCCAAUUACUUGCAAACUAUCUAGAAAACUGAAUACUAUUUAAAUAUUGAAGAUUAAACACAUGUAUUGUGGCUUAUUACUUAUUAUGGCUUUUGCUAAAAUGUUAGUGUAAGGUACCAUAGUACUCUUUUUGUUUGCCCAUAAGAGACUGAUAUGGUUACCUUUGGGGGGAUUUACUGCCUGAAUACUUAGCAUUCUUUCUACUUUGUAUGAUUUAGAAUUCUAUAGAUACUGAAACUUGAGCUUGUGAAUGUAAAGAUUAGUUUUUGAUUUGGCUGUCCUUGAGCAUAGAGGGAAGUGGGGCAUGAUGUUUCCUUCAUCCUUGGAACAGAUACACACCUGUUCUAUAUUUAGAAACUGAAAUAGAGCAAAAUAAUCUUGCUCAAACCACCCAUUGUCAUCACAGAGCUGAGAUUGAAUGCUUUGAUCCUGCACUGCUUUAGGAACAUCUCGUUAAUAGGCUACUAGUUGCAUGUCCAUAACUGAAGAACGUAUAUAAGAUGCUUCUCAGAUCUGCCUUUUGCAUGAUCGUUCUUUGAGGGAAUAAAUUCGAAAAUAAUUCUUUCCCCUUAUCCCCCAAAAUAUUUCAUUUAACUUAUCCCAUUAAGUAACUUUUCUUCU
Messenger RNA from Zootoca vivipara (common lizard), 2976 nucleotides. NCBI's taxonomy places the organism in Eukaryota, Metazoa, Chordata, Lepidosauria, Squamata, Lacertidae. The record is from RefSeq and is a predicted model, not a curated record.